CCCAGGGCGGUGGGUGGCAGCUGGCAUUCGGUGGUGCUGUGCUUCAGCUGUUAGUCUUGGAAAACGUCCUGGUGAUAACUCCUUUUGCACUGCUUGCAGUUUCUGCAGGGAACACGGUUUUCUCUUGUGCAAUGGUGAGCUGGCCGUUACAGCCAGCAAGAGGAGGACUUGGCUGCCUGUAGCGGAGCAAUACAGAAUUAAAACUCUGCUGUGUUGUGAAAUGUUUUAAUUUUUGCAUCCAGCAGUCUGCACCUCGGGAGGAUUUUCAGCAUUUGUGCUUUUUCAUUGAGUAUCUUUGAGAUCUGAACCAAAUCUCAUUGCUUCAUUAUUGAUUGCAGAGUAUUUCCAAUCCAGCUGGUGGGGACGUGUUUGGAGGGGUGUCAACGGCUGCGCCGCCGGAAUGAGCCUUUAACCUGGAGCCUUUAAAUCGCUGCAGCAGCAGCCAGGCAAGCAAUUGUGGCUAAUUGCAGGCUGACCCCGCUGCGCUGCCUGGGGAGCCAGCGGGACACGUCAAACGGCAGCUUCGUGCCUUUGUGCUGCCGCUGGCACAAGCCCCUGGUGACAAGGUGCCAGGACGCGUCCUCCGGGUGAAAACGGGGCCGUGCAGACCCUCGGCAGGGCUGGGAGCUGCUCUCAGUGCUUUGCAGCGUGGUGGAUGAUGCCUGGACCCAGGAUGGUGUGAGCAGAAGGUUGAUCAUGCCAGAAUGUGCCUGUUGCCCUGCUGACCUGCCCGCUGUCCCUGUCCCUGCUGCCUAUCCUGCCUGGCGCCAUGGGAGGAUGCUUCUCCAAGCCCAAACCAGUUGAAGUGAAAAUUGAAGUUGUGAUACCCGAGAAGGAAAGAAGCAAGGAGGAGAUGUCACCCAACGGGAAAGCCAGCCCCUUGAUCUACAAAGUGAAUGGGACUGCCCGGCAUUAUCAUCUCGAGGAGCAUCCCGUUGCCAGCAACCCCUACCACCACCCAAAGGAUUUGGUAGAAGCAUCUGUGUGCCACGUGAAGGACCUGGAGAACGGACAGAUGCGGGAAGUGGACCUGGGCUGCGGGAAGGCUCUGCUCAUCAAGGAGGGUGGUGAGUUCCAUGCUGUGGGACACAAGUGUCCCCACUAUGGGGCUCCACUGGUCAAAGGGGUUUUGUCCAAAGGAAGAGUCCGCUGUCCCUGGCAUGGAGCUUGCUUCAACAUCAGUACAGGUGACAUAGAGGACUUUCCUGGAUUGGACAGCUUACCCAGGUUCCAGGUGAAGAUUGAGAAGGAGAAGGUGUACAUCCGAGCAAGCAAGCAGGCUCUUCAGACACAGAGGAGGACAAAGAUGAUGGCAAAGUGCAUCUCCUUGAGCAACUACAGCCUGAGCAGUACCAACGUGCUGAUCAUUGGUGCAGGGGCAGCUGGACUGGUCUGUGCAGAGACCUUACGCCAGGAGGGUUUCUCAGACAGGAUCGUGAUGUGCACCAUGGAUAGACACUUGCCCUACGACAGACCAAAGCUCAGUAAGUCCAUGGAUUCCCACCCAGAGCAGAUUGCCCUGCGCCCCAAGGAGUUCUUCUGCACCUACGACAUUGAAGUCCUGACUGAAAUGCAGGUUGCAGCUGUGGAUGUCAAGAAUAAGGUAGCCAUGUUCAAGGAUGGAUUUAAGAUGGAAUACAACAAGCUGCUGGUAGCAACUGGAAACACGCCCAAAGCUCUCAGCUGCAAAGGCAAAGAGGUGGAAAACGUUUUCAACAUCCGGACACCUGAAGAUGCCAACCGUGUGGUGAAGCUGGCCACGAGCAAGAACGUGAUUAUCGUGGGAGCAUCCUUCCUGGGGAUGGAAGUGGCCGCCUACCUUGCAGAGAGGGCCCACUCUGUGUCCCUGGUGGAGCUGGAGGAAGUCCCCUUCAAGAAGUUCUUUGGGGAGAGAGUUGGCCGUGCUGUCAUGAAGAUGUUCGAGAGCAACAGGGUGAAGUUCUACAUGCAGACAGAGGUGUCAGAGCUGCGGGAGCAAGAGGGCAAGUUGAAGGAGGUUGUGCUGAAGAGUGGGAAGGUCCUGCGUGCUGAUGUCUGCGUGGUUGGUGUAGGUGCAGUCCCAGCCACUGGCUUCCUCAAGCAGAGCGGCAUCAACAUCGAUUCCAAAGGCUUCAUUGUGGUCAACAAGAUGAUGCAAACCAACAUCCCUGGGGUCUUUGCAGCUGGUGACGCUGUCACCUUCCCACUGGCCUUGAGGAAUAAUAAGAAGGUGAAUGUCCCUCACUGGCAGAUGGCCCAUAUGCACGGCAGGGUCGCUGCACAGAACAUGCUGGCCCAUGGCAUGGAGAUCAACACAGUCCCCUAUCUCUGGACUGCAAUGUUUGGGAAGAGCAUCCGAUACGCAGGCCAUGGGGAAGGAUUUGAUGAUGUUGUCAUUCAGGGAGAUUUAGAUGAACUGAAGUUUGUCGCAUUUUAUACCAAGAGUGAUGAGGUGGUGGCUGUGGCCAGCAUGAACUACGACCCUAUUGUGUCCAAGGUGGCUGAGGUCCUGGCUGCUGGCAGAACCAUCCGGAAGCGUGAUGUGGAAACUGGAGAUAUGUCCUGGCUAACUGGGAAGGGCUCCUAAUGCUGCUGUGGGCUGUGCUCUCCUGCAGCUGUGCUGUGGGGAGACGGGAGAGCAGCUCCACAGACCAGCUGGAACCCUGUGGCUGAUCAUUUUCUUGGAGACCUGGAUGAACCCAGAGCCUCUCACUGUGCACUCUCCUUCUCAGCAUGACUCCUCUGCCCUGGUGCCUACUGGGCUGGGGCUCUGCUGGUGCAGUUCCCAUCGGAUGCUGGGAAAGCACUGUCAGUGGGCAUGGGCAUUGCAGGGCUGCAGAUGCUGCUGGUGGGCUGGGGGUCCCCAGGCAGUUCUGGCCCAAGCAGGCCCCUCAGCCCCAUAACAGCACAAAUUACUUCUGUUGCUCCCUGUGUUUUCCAGCAUGUUGCCCCUUCCCAAAUCCUGGCAGAGCUCCAAGAUGCAUCCCCUUUGAGCCUGACACCUCCUCCCUCUCUGCCUGGCUCUCCCCACGCCCACCACCCUGGGGAGCACCCAGGCAGGGAGAUGGGUCACGCCAGAUGGUCUCGAUCCCACCUGUGUUGGUCUUGCACCCUUCCUCCUCCAAGUUGGUCACCCCUUCCAGCCCCCCCCACCAGGGGUGAGUCCCUGUCAAAGUUCUGGAGCUCAUUUGUCCCCAUCCCAGGUCCCAGCAUUUCCCCAUCCCGGGGCAGAGGAGUGGCUGGACAUGGCUGUUGCCAUCUCCUGGGGCUUGGUUUGGGCUUGGGCACUGGCGGCUCUUGGUCAGUCCUCAGGGUGCAGAGCAGGGGCUCACCCAAGGGGUGUGACAGCCCGAUUUGCAGCCCCCUGGCUUGGUGGCCACCCUUCCAGCCAGCCUCUGAUGUUUCUCUCCUUAAUGAUUACUGCAGGAUCAGUGCUGCUGCUGAGAUGUUACUCAUUAAGUAGCCCAAGGAGUAUUUCUCUCUGUCCUUCAGCCUUCAUUACUCCUUCCUCCUCUCACCUGGUGACAUGGCUGCAUUUUUCAUCUCAGCUAUCUAUGUUGAUGCCCUGCUGUCUUGUUUUCUGACCUUGCUGGAAGAAGAGCCUUAUUUUCAGCUCAGGGGUGGACUUGGCCAGCCCAUACCCCUGUGUCCAUCAGCCUAGAAGAGCCAGAGGAGGCAAGAAGCCCUCUUGGAGAGCCUCCAGGUCUCCCCUCCAUCAAUCAGUGAUGAGCCCAAAGCAAAAGGAUUUAUAUUUUUAGUUUGAUUCACCCCCUGUGAAUUAAAGCAGUGCUAUUCUUGG
Messenger RNA from Apus apus (common swift), 3778 nucleotides. RefSeq names its product apoptosis inducing factor mitochondria associated 3 (gene AIFM3). Gene Ontology annotation, molecular function: flavin adenine dinucleotide binding; oxidoreductase activity, acting on NAD(P)H; 2 iron, 2 sulfur cluster binding. Gene Ontology annotation, biological process: execution phase of apoptosis. The coding region runs from base 770 to 2566 and encodes 598 amino acids. The transcript has 20 exons. The record is from RefSeq and is a predicted model, not a curated record. Gene Ontology annotation, cellular component: mitochondrion; cytoplasm. NCBI's taxonomy places the organism in Eukaryota, Metazoa, Chordata, Aves, Apodiformes, Apodidae.